Schizophyllum commune H4-8 is the source of this 1464-nucleotide messenger RNA. RefSeq lists its product as uncharacterized. The record is from RefSeq and is a predicted model, not a curated record. The transcript has 2 exons. Lineage: Eukaryota; Fungi; Basidiomycota; Agaricomycetes; Agaricales; Schizophyllaceae. Bases 1 to 1464 code for a protein of 487 amino acids.
AUGCUCGCCCUAUACAACCAACGCCCCAUUAUCUCUCAUCCCUUCUCAAACGCGACCUGGAAUAGAAUGAGACUCGGCAUGCUGCCUCUCUCGUCGACGCCACCACCCACGGAACCAAAAUUCGGCCACGGCGUCGACUGCCCCGUCCUCGACAGCACCGCGGACCUGUGCAUCCCCAGCUUCGCUCGCAUCGACUCGCUAUGCGCGAUCGACAGCGAAUCCUUUCCGUGGCUGGCCGUUCUGGGGAGUGGCGCUUGGGACGAUCCUCACGGCGUCGCCAGUGCCGUGGCUCCGAGCGACCAGGACAAGGCCUCGCAAGACGGUGGUGGCGACCUCGAUGACGACGCCGACGCUGAAGGCGAAAUUGACGAUGGCACCGAGGAAUACGAGACCUUCCGGCUGAGCUUCACUGCUCCGGCCAAAGGCAAGCAAGGCCCCGACGACAGCGCUAGUGACUACUAUGAACGCAGCGCAUCGCGGGCACGAAGCAGCCCCUUCGACCCACCUAGCUCCUCCAGCGAUGACUCCUCCAGCCUGUCUGGCUUGGACUCUGGCUCCGCCUGCUCCCAGGGCUCCCACUCGGACGCUGGGGUUCACGUUCCUGACGAGGUCGACAUCCCUGCAUACAAGGUCGUUGAUCACAUCUCUGGCGCGCCCGACGAAUAUGUUCCACGAGAAGUCCAUACACGCAUACCCGAGGAGGUUGACGAUUACACCCCCGAGCUGGACGAAGCCGGCUCGGGCGACGAGUACCGGCCGCGAACGACGAGGCAGCGUCGUGGGUGCACCAAGCCCCGCGGCCGAAAGCGCAGGCGGCACAACACCACUUCUUCAUACGGUCUCAAGCGUGCGCGCUCCCUCUCUCCUGCUACCACCUCCGCGUCCACCAGCGCCAAUAGCAACAGCGGCACCACAAGCAAUAAGCGUCGGCGCACCGGCCAAAUUACCCCCGCCGAAGCCGCCGCGCGCCUCCGUGUCCUCUACCGCCUGGCGCAGGAGGGCUACGCGCGCUGGAAGCUUGUCCCCAACUACCCCAUUAUUGAGGAGAGUUCCGUGAAGGAUUCCGAGAGCGAACCCAAGAAACCCGCGCUCCAUAUCUGUCUCCUCGAGCUCCCCGAGGACCAUCCUACGAUCAUCAAGCGCAGGGAGGCAGACAAAAACAACACCGAUCUCCGGUGUCUCGCGAACAUCCGCGACAGCACCUCCGGCUGGACCAAGCACGCCCUCACGCACGUCGGCGAGUACAACGAGUCUUUUUGUAUGGCGUGUGGCAAGGAAUUUACACGAGUCUCGUCGGUGCAGCGGCAUAUGCACAGCUGCUUGAACAGCAAGGUGCACAAACGGCGCUUGAAGGCAGCGGGCUUGGAAGAGAAGCCGGAUGGGGGAUUUAACUUGGCGUCGCAGACGCUCACGCAGGAAGCGGUCAAUAGGGCGGCGCAGGUGCUGGAGGCGAUGGAGGAUUGA